Quercus robur (English oak) is the source of this 2286-nucleotide messenger RNA. RefSeq names its product cysteine-rich receptor-like protein kinase 10. Gene Ontology annotation, biological process: protein phosphorylation. The record is from RefSeq and is a predicted model, not a curated record. Bases 123 to 2105 code for a protein of 660 amino acids. Lineage: Eukaryota; Viridiplantae; Streptophyta; Magnoliopsida; Fagales; Fagaceae. Gene Ontology annotation, molecular function: ATP binding; protein kinase activity. The transcript is spliced from 7 exons.
UUGACAACCACUUCUUUUAACAAAACUACAAAAGGUUCAAAGUAAUUUGCCUUCUUUCCAUGACCCCAAAGUAAGAUCAAGAGGUUGAUAUCAAAAGGAAUUUGCCUUCUUUCCAUGUCUCGAUGAUUACCCUUGUGCUCCUUUCCUUGCUUAGCAGCAUAAUUAGCGAAGCUGCCCCAACUUACCAACACCACUACUGUUCAAACGAAACUUUCACCCCCAACAGCACCUACCAGUCCAACCUCAACCUCGUCCUCUCUUCCCUUUCCUCCAAUUCCUCCAUUGAAAGUGGUUUCUAUAACAUCACCGUCGGCCAAAACUCUUCCAACAACACAAUUUACGGCCUCUUUCUCUGCCGUGGCGAUGUCACCACCGAAGUCUGCCAAGACUGUGUGGCCACAGCUACCAAAAACAUAGUCCAACAAUACUGUCCUAGAGGAAUAUGGGUCGUGAUAUGGUAUGACAAGUGUAUGUUACGCUACUCAGAACCAAACUCCUUCUUUAUUAUGAAUGAUCCAAGUUUUUCUGAGUGUACGGACAACACCACUGCAGCUGAAUUAGAUGGCUUUAAUAAGCUACUAGCAACCGUGUUUGAUGACUUGGUGACACGAGCCCAAAGUGCUCAGCUAGGUGCUAAGAUGUUUGCUACGAAAGAAGCCAUGUUUUCUUCUUCUCUAACGCUGUAUAGCCUGGUUCAGUGCACGCCUGACCUCUCCAGCUUCGAUUGUAAUAAGUGUCUUCGGGGAGCAAUAGCAAACCUGCCGACUGAUUGUAAUGGAAAGCAAGGGGCUAUGGGUUUAUAUACUAGUUGUAAUGUUAGGUACGAUGUGCAUCCAUUUUACCGGAUCAAACCUUCACCACCCCUAGCACCGCCACCUCCAGCUCCACCAGGUUUGGUCACGAGAACCCAUAAUGGGAAAAGGCAAAGCUCAUCUGUAAGGAUCAUUGCCAUAGUUACAUCCAUUGCUGUCUCUGUGGUUCUAUUAACUAUGGUGUACUGCUUCUGCCGUAGGAAAUUGAAAAAGAAGUACAAGGCUAAGGAGGAAGAUGCUGCUAAGGAAAUUACAGCUGAAGAGUGUUUUAUAUUUGAUUUGGCUACACUUAAAGCUGCCACGAACAAUUUCUCAGAUGAAAACAAGCUAGGUAAAGGAGGAUUUGGUGUGGUUUACAAGGGCACAUUUCUGGGUGGCCAAGAGAUAGCGGUGAAAAGGCUCUCAAGUAGCUCUAAACAAGGUGUAGAAGAAUUUAAGAAUGAAGUUUCAUUGUUAGCUAAGCUUCAACAUAGAAAUCUAGUGAGGCUAUUGGGAUUUUGCUUGGAAGGAAAAGAAAAAAUACUGGUCUAUGAAUAUGUGCCCAACAAAAGCCUCGACUAUUUUCUAUUCGAUCCUAAUAAGCAAAGACUAUUAGAUUGGUCAAACCGAUACAAGAUUAUUGGUGGGAUUGCACGAGGGAUUCUUUAUCUUCAUGAAGAUUCUCGACUUAGAAUUAUACAUCGUGAUCUUAAAGCUAGUAACAUAUUGCUAGAUGAAGAGAUGAAUCCAAAAGUUUCAGAUUUUGGCAUGGCAAGAAUUUUCGGAAUUGACCAAACUCAAGAUAAUACUCACAAGAUUGUUGGGACAUAUGGUUAUAUGCCUCCAGAAUAUGCGAUACGUGGAUUAUACUCAAUGAAGUCUGAUGUAUAUAGUUUUGGUGUCCUAAUAUUAGAGAUUAUAAGUGGGAAGAAGAAUAGUUCAUUCAGUUCACCAAGCAAUUCUGAGAACCUCUUGAGCUAUGCUUGGAAACAUUGGAGGGAUGGAACAUUUUUGGAGCUGUUGGAUCCGACUCUUAGAGACUCUUAUUUAAGAGAUGAAGUCAAGAGAUGUCUCCAUAUUGGCUUAGAAUGCAUUCAGGAAAGUCCAGCAGAAAGACCAACUAUGGCAUCGAUAGUUCUCAUGCUAAAUAGUUACUCUGUGAGUCUACCAUUGCCUCAACGGCCGGCAUUUUUCCUUCAUAGCAGAACAGAAACUAGCAUGCCGAUAAAGGAGCCUGGGUCAGAUCAAUCUACAAGCAAUGGAAUUCCAUCUUCUGUUAAUGAAGCUUCAAUAACCGAAUUAUACCCUCGAUAACGUGAUUAUUCAAUUUUUUACAUAAUGCAAGUAUCUAUUUGAGUGAAGAAACAAACCAAAAUGGAUCUGGAGUUUGAUAAAUCUUCAAGCCAAUCAAUAAGCAUAAAGUAGUUCCCGGGUCGGAUUAGGCAGGUUAAGGGAAACCUUUUCAACCAAACCACAAUUAACAAGUUGGAAACAU